AUGCGUGGUACUCCAUAUUUAAGCGCUGUUACCGCAGCGGCCUUGCUGCUGUUCCUCAGGCCAUGUGAAGCCAAGGCUAAAAUUGCCCUGGCACCGCCGGUCUGUAGCAAUGUUACCGAGAGCCAGACUUGGGAUUACAUCAUCGUGGGCUCAGGGGCAGCGGGUAUCCCGUUGGCGGACCACCUUUCGGAGGCCGGGCACACCGUACUGCUGCUGGAGAAAGGGCCGCCGUCGACGGGGAUCUGGGGCGGUACGAUGAAGCCGCAGUGGCUCCAGAAUUCGACGCUGACGCGUUUCGACGUGCCCGGCCUCGCUAACGAGAUCUGGCACAACCCCACGGGAAUCGUCUGCACCGACGUCGAUCAGAUGGCGGGCUGCGUCCUGGGCGGCGGCGUCGCCGUCAACUCGGGUCUAUGGUGGAAGCCGCACCCAGAGGACUGGGACCGCAGCUGGCCGGCGGGGUGGCACAGCGCCGACCUGGCGGCGGCAACGGAACGGGUGUUCAAACGAAUCCCCGGCACGACGACGCCAAGCGCGGACGGUCAGCUGUAUCUGCAGCAGGGCUUCGACGUGCUGACGUCGGGUCUCAGCGCGAGCGGCUGGGACUACCUCGUGCCGAACGACCACCCCGACCGCAAGAACCGCACUUACGGCCACAGCACGCACAUGUUCUCGAGCGGCGAGCGCGGCGGCCCCCUAGCCACCUACCUCGUCAGUGCCAGCAAGCGCGAGAGCUUCACCCUCUGGAUGAACACGACGGCGCGCCGUGUCGUGCGCGAUGGCGGCCACGCCGUCGGCGUCGAGAUCGAAUGUACUAGGAACGCCGCUGGACACGCCGGCAUCGUAUCGGUGACCCCCGGCACCGGCCGCGUGAUCCUGUCCGCGGGCGCGUUCGGCUCCGCGAAACUCCUGUUCAGAAGCGGAAUUGGCCCGGUAGAUCAGCUAAAGGUCGUGCAGAAUUCGACCUUGGACGCGGCGACGAUGAUCUCGGAGGAUUCCUGGAUCAACCUCCCUGUAGGGCACAAUCUGAUCGAUCAUGUUGGCACCGAUAUUGAAGUUUCCCACCCCGAGGUCGUCUUUUACGACUUCUACGGCGCGUGGAGCAAGCCGAUCCUGAGCGACACAGAGAAGUACCUGGAGAACAGGACAGGAAUCCUCGCACAAGCGGCACCGAAUCUCGGCCCCAUCUUCUGGGAGAUCAUCCCCGGCACCGACGGCGUCGACAGGCACCUCCACUGGCAAGCGCGCGUCGAGGGCACUACGAACAUUUCUAUGACUAUCACCCAGUACCUCGGCACCGGGUCGACGUCGCGCGGGCGCAUGGUCAUCACGCCGCAGCUCAACACGCGCGUGUCGGUACCGCCGUACCUGCGGGACGCCGCCGACCGCGCUGCCGUCAUCGAGGGCCUCGAGCGCGUGCGUCAGUACUUCUCGCCCAUCGCGAACCUGAGAUGGGUCCGGCCGGCGGCGAACCAGACCUCGACGCAGUUCGUGGAUUCGAUCCCCGCGACGCCGGCGCUCCGGUGCUCGAACCACUGGGUGGGCACGGCCAAGAUGGGCGCGUCGGCGGCGGACGGCACCGCCGUCGUCGACACGGACGCGCGCGUCUUCAGCACCGACAACCUGUUCGUCGUCGACGCGUCCAUCUUCCCCGGCAUGAUGACGGGCAACCCGUCCGCCAUGAUCGUCGCCGCCGCCGAGCACGCCGCCGACAGGAUCCUCGCGCUGCCCGCCCCGGAGAAGGCGGCGGCGGCACCGGCGGUCAAGGGCGUGCGUGCGUCGUGA
Messenger RNA from Durotheca rogersii, 1785 nucleotides. Its product is annotated as putative cellobiose dehydrogenase. The record is from RefSeq and is a predicted model, not a curated record. Gene Ontology annotation, molecular function: oxidoreductase activity, acting on CH-OH group of donors; flavin adenine dinucleotide binding. Bases 1 to 1785 code for a protein of 594 amino acids. Lineage: Eukaryota; Fungi; Ascomycota; Sordariomycetes; Xylariales; Xylariaceae. The transcript is spliced from 8 exons.